CACCUUCUCGAACACUUUCAAGAGCCUCAGCCGCAACUUCGUCACCUCCAAACCAUCAACCACAAAAUCUACACACAAUACCAAUCUUCGCACACCUGCACUAUCUUCGCCCUAUCCAAACGCCUUAACUUACUAUCAUCACACAUACGUACUCAAUAAUCACACACACAAUGGCCGACCGCAAAGGCGCCUACGGCAACGCCCCAGCCAGCGACACAUCGUUCCGCAAAACCUGGGACCGCGAAGAAUACGCCCAAAAAGCCGCCGACCGCGACGCCCGCCUCAAAGAAGAAGGCAAAGCCAAAUACGAAGCCGCCGCCGCCGGCAAAAAAUACCACCGUCGGGCCUCCACACCUCCAGAUGCCAGAGACACAGAAGCCCGUCGCAGUCGACUUGAUGUCUCUGCGCAGAUUGGUAAGACUAUGCUGGUUCCUGCGGGCUCAGCGGUUGGGAAAAGGGGCAAGGGAGCGGGGUUUUGGUGUGAGAGUUGUGAUUUGACGUUUAAGGAUAAUUUGCAGUUUGUGGAGCAUCUGAAUAGUAAACAGCAUCUAUAUGCGACGGGGCAGACAGGAGAGGUCAAGAGGGCGACGUUGACGGAUGUUGUGGAGAGGCUGGCAUGGUUGAAGAGGAAGAGGGAGGAGGAAACUGCCAGGGAGACUGUGGAUUUGGGGACGAGGUUGGAAGUUGCGAAGGAGGAGGAGGAGAAGAUUAGGGAGGAGAAGAGGAGGCGGAGGAAUGAGAAGAGGAGGAAGAAUAAGGGUGGCCAGGAGGAAGAGGUUAAGGUUGAGGUGGAGAAUGACGGUGUUAUUUGCUGAGGAGGGUAUACUCUGAGCAAGCAACUACAGCGCUACAGCGGGAUGGUUGUCCUUUCAGCCGCUCGCCCAGCAUAGGGCCUACCACUCCGCCAGAUCCAUCGACUGAGAUGUACUUUUCUCUCCGGUUUCAGACUGGCUUGUUCGACAUCAGGUUGGCCAUACACCUCUGCUCAAGCCUGAGUGAGUCUACUUUCACGAACAUCACGACCAAGCUGAUCGGGGUCCCGACUUGGCUC
This is a messenger RNA of Aureobasidium subglaciale EXF-2481, 1051 nucleotides long. RefSeq lists its product as uncharacterized. Gene Ontology annotation, molecular function: zinc ion binding; nucleic acid binding. The record is from RefSeq and is a predicted model, not a curated record. NCBI's taxonomy places the organism in Eukaryota, Fungi, Ascomycota, Dothideomycetes, Dothideales, Saccotheciaceae. Gene Ontology annotation, biological process: mRNA splicing, via spliceosome. The coding region runs from base 171 to 815 and encodes 214 amino acids. The transcript has a single exon. Gene Ontology annotation, cellular component: U4/U6 x U5 tri-snRNP complex; spliceosomal complex.